CAUUAAAUGGGGGUCUUUUGGGGGUCAUUUUUCGGGGGUCUCAAGCAUUAUCCUUUUCCUAAUACCACUAUUAACAUAAUAAAACAAACCUAUUUACGAUGGCAAACAUGUUAUUUUCAUAAAAGAUAACAAGCAUAAACGUGAUUUCCAUGGUGCACCAUGAUCCUACUUAAGCCACUCCCUAAACAGAAUACUCCGACACAGCAAUCUUCGACAGAACCACCAUGACUAACCUACGCCUUCCAUUCAUCUUCCCACUUUUACUACUACUGAAUCUCCACUCAAUCGGCGCCGUCGUUUCUGCUGACCCUACCACAGAAUCAAGCGACUCAGAGUACAUCCGAACAAGCUGCGGCUCCACUUUGUACCCUGACGUCUGCUACACCUCCCUCUCCCGCUACGCCAGCGCCGUCCAAUCAGACCCAGGUCGGCUAGCCCGGGUUGCUAUCGCCGUCAACCUCUCGAACGCUCGCAAAAUGGCCUCCUACCUCUCCAACCUCACUCGGGAAGGCGGAACCAACACAGGCGCCGCCUCGGCCCUCCACGACUGCGUCUCGAACCUCGGUGACGCCGUGGAUGAGAUUGAGGACUCGUUGAAGCAGAUGAGAGAUAUUGGGGCGGGUGGAGCGUCGGAUUUUAGGUUCAAGAUCAGCAACGUGCAGACGUGGAUGAGCGCCGCCUUGACGGACGAGGAGACGUGUACGGACGGGUUCGAGGAUGUUCCAGAAGGAGAUAAGAUCAAGGAGAAGGUUUUGGAGGGAGUGGGUGAUGUAAAGAAGUUGACGAGUAAUGCAGUCGCUCUGGUUAACAAUUAUGCUUCCAAGGGCACGCCGAGAAAGUGUGUUUAAUUUGUUCAACCACCGUCAUUGUUUUCUUUUCUUCUUUUUUUUAUAUACAAUUGUUGGUUAAUUCAAAACAUGUAAUAUGUGCAAUAAGACUUGAGCUAAAUGCUCUGUUUGUUUCUAGGAAAAAUAAAUUUUAGAAAAAUUCAUAAUUUUGAGGCGAUUGUUUGAAGGAAGGUUUUUUAUUAUAUAUUUUCAUAAAAUAUAUUGAAUAUUUUUUAGUAAA
Molecule: messenger RNA, 1068 nt
Organism: Tripterygium wilfordii
Lineage: Eukaryota; Viridiplantae; Streptophyta; Magnoliopsida; Celastrales; Celastraceae
Product: 21 kDa protein-like
Exons: 1
Coding region: 225-848 (207 amino acids)
Biological process (GO): negative regulation of catalytic activity
Molecular function (GO): enzyme inhibitor activity
Source: RefSeq, a predicted model, not a curated record